Messenger RNA from Schistosoma haematobium, 459 nucleotides. RefSeq lists its product as uncharacterized. The record is from RefSeq and is a predicted model, not a curated record. Lineage: Eukaryota; Metazoa; Platyhelminthes; Trematoda; Strigeidida; Schistosomatidae. Bases 1 to 459 code for a protein of 152 amino acids. The transcript has 3 exons.
AUGGAUUCACAGCCCUCCAAAGUUCCAACACUUACGAUUGAAAAAAUAGAACCACGAAAUUCACAACCACUGGUCAACUUUACCGCUAUUGUUGAAUGUCGUGUGAAAUUUUUUGAGGAUUUAGUUUACACACCAGUCACUCUCGUGAUACAAGUAAAUCCAGCUUAUGGUAUCAUAUUUAGACAAAAUAUCCAGACAGUUGGAUAUUUAUUGAAAACUAUGGCUCCUGUAUCACCUUCUUACAUUACGAAACCAGAUUCAAUUACAGCACAACUUAAUACGGUAUACUUUAACGAAACAUGUACUGACUCUCAGUGUGAUAUAGCAUUUCGUUAUUCAGUAAUGCCAAUCACCACCAUGCCAUUCGUUAUCACCUUCACAUUUUCCACCCUUGGAUCUGUGUUCACGAAGACAUUAACAAUCACCGCUCAAAAUAACUAUUCUAUUCAGAUGGUAUGA